UUUUUUUAGUUCAGUGUGACCGAUUAGAGAAUAGAGUUGGAGUAGUGUCAACAAGCUACAUAGUAGGCUAGAACUUCAGGUUUUGGCGACACUUCGCGUGGUAUGCUGUAGGUCGUGUUCCCUGCAUUCGUAGUUUCUUUUGAAAGUUAGUUGUAACUGAGGGGGACAUCAAACCAUUGCGGACGGUGUCGGAUAAACAAACCGACUGAAUUCUACAGACGCUCAUCCUUGAGACCGAUCCCAUUGAAGGGUAGGCUACAAAUCGUGCUCAGCAUCCCAAAAGUAGUUAUUUUGCCCACUUCCAGCAGAUUAACGAGAAUUCUCACAAGCAACAGGUUGACUUGGUUGAAUAAAUAGCAGUAACUAUGCCCAGCAAAAGAGAAGAUCAUCGGCCAAGACUCUGCGUGCUGGAGAAAGGGGCCAAUGGCUAUGGAUUCCAUCUCCAUGGUGAGAAGGGUAAGACCGGGCAGUUCAUAAGGCUUGUGGAGCCAGACAGUCCAUCUGAAAUUUCAGGGCUUCGCGCCGGGGACCGACUAGUGUUUGUGAACGGGGAGAACGUGGAGAACGAGAGCCAUCAACAGGUUGUGUCCCGGAUAAGAGCCACGACGGGCCAGCUUGAGCUUAUUGUUGUCGACCAGGAGACUGAGCAAUUGUUGAAAAAACACAACAUGAAGUGUCUGAAAGAAUAUGUUUCUGAGGGCAUUCCGUUACCCAGCAACAAUGAGUCGGAAAGUGUAGAUGUGGAGGAGAACAGGACGCCAUGCGAGUCACCAAGAGAAGGCACACCCGUCCCGCAAAAUAACGGAGAGAACCAUACCCACGGCGAAAUCCAUACCCAGGUUGAGAAGAAGCCGAGCAUCAACUCUGAGAAGGAGGUGCAGAGGGAGCUGAGGCCGCGUCUAUGUGUGAUCAAGAAGGGCUCAAAUGGCUACGGCUUCAACCUGCACAGUGAGAAGGCCAGACCGGGUCAGUACAUCCGGGCUGUCGACGAGGACUCUCCUGCCCAGAGGUCCGGCAUGCUGGUUAAGGACAAGAUUGUUGAGAUAAAUGGCAUGUCAGUUGAGGGGAAGUCACACUCUGAGGUGGUGGCAGCCAUCAAGGCUUGCGGUGAGGAGACCUCUCUGCUGGUGGUGGACCCAGACACAGAUGCCUUCUUCAAGAGGUGUCGAGUUGCUCCUACCCCAGAACACAUCACAGGAUCUCUGCCUGAGCCAGUCGUCAACGGUGACAUGGACAAGGUGAAUCAUGGAAAUGGAAAACUGGCCAAAGAGGUAGAGCAGGACUGUAAGCCGUCAAUCAGCCCAUCUCCAAGCAACGCCUCUUCCAAUGCCUCGCUCACAACUCCAUCCACUAUCACCCCGCCCCCAGAGGGGAAUGAACCGGUGAUCAUAGAAGCCAUCCCGGCUCUGAACCUGUCCCUGCAGCAGGUCAAGGAGCGAGCUCACCAGAAGCGCUCCAACAAAAGGGCUCCUCCCAUGGACUGGAGCAAGAAAAAUGAACUGUUCAGCAACCUAUAGAUGGAACACCUCACCCCACACAUACCUAUAUACAGUAGAUACUAGCAAAGAGAGGGAGGGGGGGGGGGGGUUUAGAAGGGUUGUUCUAAGCCCUGUGUUUUCUAAGUCUGAAUUAAACCAGCAGUUUAACUAUUGGUGAUCAAGAAUACAGGUAUAUGUAUGUAAAAUAUAUACACAGAUUUUAUUAUAUUCCAGAUGCUAUAAACAGCAUACUAACAAGAUGUAGACGAAUAAGCCUGUUGGAAAGGAAAGAGCUAGAUGUUAGAUCAGAUAAGAACUGUUCUAUUGUUAUAUGAAAAUCAGUUUGAAGUUUUCCAUUAAAGGCAUGUCUGUCUGUCUGCGUGCGUGUGUGUGUGCGUGCGUGCGUGCGUGCAAGUUUGCCUAUAAGACCCUGAAGUUCCUCAUGGUGCCUUUGGAAAUAGGGGACUAAGUUUGGGCCUGGUUUAGACUUCAGAUACACUAAACACUGAAUACAACAGUGGAUUCGUGCGAUAUUCAAAAUCAAAACUACAUUUGAAUAUAUUGUUAAUAAUCGCCAAAAAGUAUGUGUGUCAGUACUUGUAACAUGGUGAUGUGCUUUGCAUCACAUAAUGCAUUGUGGGAACUGCAUCAUCAGUAGACCAUUUGAAAAAAUAUCUCUAAGUCACAUUGAUUUAUAUGUAAGUCCAUAAUUAAUCAACUUUUUAUAUCUCAAGCCUGAACGUGGCACUCAUUUCACUAUGUAUAUUUGUCUUGUCUAGAAUGGGACCUGAUAAUUACCUGACAAUCAGUGAGACAACCAGUCUGAACAUAUCACCUUUUAGGGACCAAGACAAAGGCCAUGUGUUCAGGAAUGACCAUUUACAUAGUAUCUCAAACAGCUGUGGUGGUUCAAUAUUGUACAUGUAGACAGGCAUGUUUCUUAUCCAUUUAAGGUCUAUCUGGCCAUUCCUGUGCUCAUGUUUGUCCGUCUUUACUACUCUUACUUCAAUAAAAUGUGAAGGCUAAAUUGUACGUCCAUACGCAUUGCGAUUACCACUGUACAUUGCAAAUUGCUAAUUUCUUUUAUUUUAUUAUUGCCAUUGGCAAAACGCUUUAAGAGAUUUUUUUUUUUUUUACACAUUUAAGUAGAUAAAUAUAAUAAGAAUAAAAAUGUCCUUUUGAAAGAAUGUCAAUAGAAAGAUUGUAUGUGCAUAUUCAGUAUUGACAAGGCAUUAGUUUAAAUUGUGGGUUUUGUUCCUCUGUAAACAGUCUCAUGUAAUUUCUUUACCGGAAAUAAAUUGUAGAUCAAA
Molecule: messenger RNA, 2788 nt
Organism: Esox lucius (northern pike)
Lineage: Eukaryota; Metazoa; Chordata; Actinopteri; Esociformes; Esocidae
Gene: nherf1b
Product: SLC9A3 regulator 1b
Exons: 6
Coding region: 366-1517 (383 amino acids)
Biological process (GO): protein localization to plasma membrane
Cellular component (GO): apical plasma membrane
Molecular function (GO): protein-membrane adaptor activity; signaling receptor binding
Source: RefSeq, a predicted model, not a curated record